GUGUACGUCAAAACUCCGCCUGUGAUGGCCUGUUGGGGUGAGCAGAGUUCGCUUGUGAUUGAUGCAAACAGGGUCCUGCCAGUGCUGCUGCACUGUAUCUAUCAGGCUACGUCAGCAGCAAAUCGUCACGGUUGGGCUCCGCUGGUUGCUUGGCUGCCUCUUGGACGAUGCUGCCUUGGUCUUUGGGCGCAAGAAGCCAAAGCCACAACUGGCCACUUCCAAUGCAGAUCGACCCAACAGCACAGCUUCAUCCCUUCCCGAUAG
This is a messenger RNA of Pyricularia grisea, 264 nucleotides long. RefSeq lists its product as uncharacterized. The transcript has 2 exons. The annotation marks the transcript as partial. The record is from RefSeq and is a predicted model, not a curated record. NCBI's taxonomy places the organism in Eukaryota, Fungi, Ascomycota, Sordariomycetes, Magnaporthales, Pyriculariaceae.